Messenger RNA from Ylistrum balloti, 573 nucleotides. RefSeq lists its product as uncharacterized. Bases 1 to 573 code for a protein of 190 amino acids. NCBI's taxonomy places the organism in Eukaryota, Metazoa, Mollusca, Bivalvia, Pectinida, Pectinidae. The record is from RefSeq and is a predicted model, not a curated record. The transcript is spliced from 3 exons.
AUGGCGGAUACAGAAACCCCUGUGACAAAUGGAUAUAAAAAUUACAACGGAAAUGGGACACUUGUUCAAAACGGUACUAUCAGUAUCGAUGGACUGACCAGUGACGCGUCCAGUUCGGACAGUAAACUGGACGAUGCUGACCACGUGUCUAUGUCGUCUGCCAAAAGGUCCAGUGAAGGAAGCCUAAGAGGAUUGCCGGCAUUGCCAAAAGAUUCGGAUCCACCACCACUGCCGACCCAACCCCCCAGGAAUAUAGAGAAACUGCCACCCAGAAUGAGGCCAAGAAACAUACAAAAUGGAACCAAAUUUAUCCCAGAAAACGAAAUCACCAUUCCAGGAGAUGGAAACAUAUCCGGAUUUUCCGUUGAGGAUAUGACGACAUUUUUCAAACACAUGGGACUAUCAGACAGGGUAGUGAAUCACCUUAAUAAAAAGUCUGUGAGCGGAAAAAGAUUUUCAAAGUUCUCAGAUUCGGAUCUCGAAACGAUCGGCAUCAACAACCCGAUAUUGAGACAUUUCCGAGACAAAAGUGUCGUCUCUAGUUCAAAGAAAAGACUGCCGUUCAUGUUGUGA